ACACCAUAUAUGUAUUAUGUGAGCUAGAUUAUAAUCUAUACUCUCGCACUGAAAAGUUGAUACCGGGAAGUCAAAAUGCCGAUGAUAUUUGUGUACACUAAUCUAAAGGACGAGAAAGUCGCUGCAGAUUUCGAGAUUAAUACCUCCAGAUGUGUGUCAGAAGUUCUGAACAAACCCAAAGAGAGAAUUCAUGUUAUUUUGAAUCCUGGCAAACGUAUGUGUAGGAACGAAGAUACUUCGCCUUGUGUGUUGAUUGAGAUUCAUUCAAUAGGGGUGUUUAGCGCCGACAAAAAUCCGGGAUACACGGAAAAGUUUAUGGAAUUCUUUUCGAACACUCUCGGAAUUCCUAAAUCAAGAGUCACGCUGGUGUAUAAAGCUGUCGAAGCCCACAUGGUCGGGAUAUUGUAACAGAAAUGCACUGUGUUACUGUACUACUAUAGUAUAUACUGGUGUUCAUAUAUAUUUCCAUUUCUAAUUUUUUUCUCUGUGAUAACUCUUUGAAAGUUAGCGGAGUUGAUUUCUUGAUCAUUCUUCCGAAAUGUAAAUUAGGCAGGUCGAUAUGUCAGGAGCUAAGGAGGCCUAAUGUGCGUGCAAAUCUCGUGCGCAUCUGUCUCUGAAGCUAAGGAGACCAAAUAUGAAUGUAAAUCACGUGUGGCUACCUUUGUGUUUGACGUCAGUGGGCGAGGACUAUUGAAAUUGGCAUCAUGAUGGGAGUCUUCGUGUAAUUUAAAUCUAUUACUACAUUUUUAAAAUCUAAAUCUACAAUUUUAUUUCACAAUGAAAUGGAAAUAUAAGGAAUCACUGUCUAGUUAGUAUAGUAUGCCAGGGACAUCAACGAUAGUGGGAAACAUGGGAUAAUUUAUGCAUAACGGGCUUUGC
Saccostrea cuccullata (small rock oyster) is the source of this 879-nucleotide messenger RNA. RefSeq names its product macrophage migration inhibitory factor-like. The record is from RefSeq and is a predicted model, not a curated record. Gene Ontology annotation, molecular function: phenylpyruvate tautomerase activity. Bases 76 to 408 code for a protein of 110 amino acids. Lineage: Eukaryota; Metazoa; Mollusca; Bivalvia; Ostreida; Ostreidae. The transcript has 3 exons.